Messenger RNA from Orycteropus afer afer, 2021 nucleotides. It is a transcript of the gene SLCO2A1, whose product is annotated as solute carrier organic anion transporter family member 2A1. Gene Ontology annotation, cellular component: membrane. Lineage: Eukaryota; Metazoa; Chordata; Mammalia; Tubulidentata; Orycteropodidae. Gene Ontology annotation, biological process: sodium-independent organic anion transport; prostaglandin transport; transmembrane transport. The record is from RefSeq and is a predicted model, not a curated record. Gene Ontology annotation, molecular function: prostaglandin transmembrane transporter activity; protein binding.
AUGGGACUCUUGUCGAAGCUCUGCCUGUUCCAAAGCAGCGACGCCUCUUCGGGCCGAGCUGGCCGCUGUUCCCGCUCCACCUUCUGCAACAUCAAGAUGUUCGUGCUCUGCCAUGGCCUCCUACAGCUUUGCCAGCUCCUGUACAGUGCCUACUUCAAGAGUAGUCUCACCACCAUUGAGAAACGUUUCGGCCUCUCCAGUUCUUCCUCAGGUCUCAUUUCCAGCUUGAAUGAGAUCAGCAAUGCCAUCCUUAUCAUCUUUGUCAGCUACUUCGGCAGCCGGGUGCACCGUCCACGGCUGAUUGGCAUCGGGGGCCUCCUCCUGGCUGCGGGUGCCUUCUUCCUCACCCUCCCACACUUCCUCUCAGAGCCUUAUCAGUAUACCAUGGCUAGCACUGGGAACAGCAGCCACUUCCAGGCCGAGCUCUGUCAGAAGCACAAGCAAGACUUGCCCCCCAAUAAAUGCCAUAGCACGAUCCAGGACACCCGGAAGGAGACCACUAGCAUGUGGGGCCUGAUGGUUGUUGCCCAGCUGCUAGCCGGUAUUGGGACAGUGCCCAUUCAACCAUUUGGGAUCUCCUACGUUGACGACUUUGCAGAGCCCAACAAUUCACCCCUGUACAUCUCCAUCCUGUUUGCCAUCUCUGUAUUUGGACCAGCUUUUGGGUACCUGCUGGGCUCUGUCAUGCUGCAGAUCUUUGUGGACUACGGCAGGGUCGACACAGCCACAGUUAACUUGAGCCCUGGAGACCCUCGAUGGAUUGGAGCCUGGUGGCUGGGCCUGCUCAUUUCUUCUGCCUCCUUGGUUGUCAUCUCUUUCCCUUUUUUUUUCUUUCCUCGAACAAUGUCCAGAGGAGUGGAGAGGUCUUCUUCCAUGGUGGAUGAGACAAGGAAGAUAGAAGAGGUCCAGUCAGGAGGCUCCCUGGUGGAUUUCAUUAAACGGUUCCCCCGAAUCUUCCUAAGGCUCCUAAUGAACCCGCUCUUCAUGCUGGUGGUCCUGGCCCAGUGCACCUUCUCCUCCGUAAUUGCCGGUCUUUCCACAUUCCUCAACAAGUUCCUGGAGAAGCAGUAUGGCGCCUCCGCGGCCUAUGCCAACUUCCUCAUUGGUGCUGUGAACCUUCCUGCUGCAGCCUUAGGGAUGCUGUUUGGAGGAAUCCUCAUGAAACGUUUUGUUUUCUCCCUGCAAACCAUCCCCCGUGUGGCCGCCACCAUCAUCAUCAUCUCCAUUAUCCUCUCUACCCCUCUCUUCUUCAUGGGAUGCUCCACCCCAGCUGUGGAAGAGGUCUACUCCCCCAGCACAUCAAGUUCUAUACAUCCACAGCCUCCCGCCUGCCGCAGGGACUGCUCGUGCCCAGAUUCCUUCUUCCACCCCGUCUGUGGAGACAACGGAAUUGAGUACCUCUCCCCUUGCCAUGCUGGCUGCAGCCACAUCAACUUCAGUUCUAUAGCCUCCAAAAAAAUGAUCUAUUUGAACUGCAGCUGUGUGAUCAAAGGAUCUGGUUCAGCAAAGACGGGGUCGUGCCCUAUCUCUUGUGCCCACUUCCUGCUCCCAGCCAUCUUCCUCAUCUCCUUUGUGGCCCUGAUAGCCUGCAUCUCCCACAACCCCCUCUACAUGAUGGUUCUGCGUGUGGUAAACCAGGAAGAAAAGUCAUUUGCCAUCGGGGUACAGUUCUUGCUGAUGCGCCUGCUGGCCUGGCUGCCAUCUCCAGCCUUGUACGGCCUCACCAUCGACUAUUCCUGCAUCCGGUGGAGUUUGCAAUGCUCAGGGAGGCGAGGGGCCUGUGCCUACUACGACAACGAUGCACUCCGAAACAGGUACCUGGGCCUGCAGGUGGGCUACAAAGUACUGGGUGUGCUGUUGCUUUUCUUUACUGGUUGGAGAGUGAAGAAGAACAAAGAAUACAAUGUGCAGGAGAAGGCUGCCGGCCUCAUCUGACCCUGGGCCUCAGACUGCCACCCUACCCCGGAGAGUGGACUCUGCCUCCAUACACCUGCCUAUAUUUACUAAUGUUAACAAGUCAU